AUAAAAAUAAUGUCUUUGUAUUCUUGUGAAUAACAAGAUUUAGAUGACUCUUGCGAAUCUCCUUUUUCAUAAUCACCUAGAUCCAAAAGAAUAAAGAAGCAUGAAUCAAUUUCACCUAAAAAGAAUAUUGGCCAUUGGUCAAAGGAAGAACAUGAAAAAUAUUUAUUCUUCUUAGAAGAGCACUUAGACAUAAAGAAAAAUAAUAAAAUAUUUAAAUCAAUGAGUGAAGUGAUUGGAACUAGAUCCCCAAGUUAAUGCAGGUAUUAUACUUAUAUAAAUUAGAUCACAUCACUAAAAGUUUAAGCCUUUAUCCCCAACAGCUCAGAAUAAGAAUUAAAAAUUAUAAAAAAUAACAAUGUCAACUUUAUAAGAUGAUUUAAAUUAGUAAAUAGAGGAAGAAUCUUUUAAUCGAAAUAUGGUUCAACUUAUGAUUUUUGAUGACGAUGAUUAAGUCUGUUAACUUCCGUAAUUUAAUUUAGAUGAUUUCUUUUGAAAUUAUUCGUGCAUUAUACAAGC
Messenger RNA from Paramecium sonneborni, 516 nucleotides. The record is from the annotation of a GenBank genome assembly. NCBI's taxonomy places the organism in Eukaryota, Ciliophora, Oligohymenophorea, Peniculida, Parameciidae.